This is a messenger RNA of Corylus avellana, 2262 nucleotides long. NCBI's taxonomy places the organism in Eukaryota, Viridiplantae, Streptophyta, Magnoliopsida, Fagales, Betulaceae. The record is from RefSeq and is a predicted model, not a curated record.
GAAAUAUGAACUGUUAUUUUCUUCACAAUUAUGGAAUAUACGGAAAGUAAAACAUUAUUUUCACAAAACAUUAUUAUGGAAUACAUGAACUGGAAAGGAGCUUUUAUUUUCAUCUCCUCUAGACUGUCCCCAACUGUUUUGUCUUCUUCCCAAAUUGUAGCAGAACACAAAACAUGCUUUACUGGAAUUAGAGGGGGGAUACAAAUUCCAGAAUGUUUUGGUGAAGUGGGGGAAUGAGGUGGGGUUUAGAUAAUAGAAUUCUGAUAUAGAGCCGUCUGUUCUUUGUUUGAGAAGUUAAUUGCUUGGAUUUGAUUUUGUUCUUAACCCAGGUUUGGAAAGAGUUUGGUUGUUUAUAAAAGAUUCUCAUUAUUUCAUAAGAAAAAAAAAAAAAAGAGAGAAAGAAAAAAGAGACUGCUUUAAUGGGGUCUGAUGAUGAUGAAGAAGAGACAGCAGGGCAAAGUUGUAGAUCAUGGAGCCAGGAAUUUCCCACAGGGAAUCUGAAGCAAUUGCUGAUUGAAUGUGCUAAAGCUGUGUCCGAUAACAGAAUGGAUGUUUUUGAAAGGUUGAUUGAAAAGGCUAGAGAUGAUGUGUCAAUCACAGGAGAACCAAUCCAGCGUCUUGGUGCUUACAUGGUUGAAGGGCUGGUGGCAAGAAAGAACGCAUCGGGCGCCAACAUUUACCGAGCCCUUAAGCGUAGAGAGCCUGAAAGCAAAGACUUGCUUUCCUACAUGCAUAUCCUGUCAGAAAUCUGCCCCUACAUAAAAUUUGGUUAUAUGGCAGCCAAUGGGGCCAUUGCUGAUGCAUGCAAAAACGAGCACCGCAUCCACAUCAUAGACUUUCAGAUUGCUCAGGGAACCCAGUGGGUGACUCUCGUUGAAGCACUCGCAGCUCGACAUGGAGGGCCUCCCCAUGUGCGGAUUACAGGGAUUGAUGACCCUGUUUCCAAUUAUCCCCGUGGAGAUGGUUUGGAGGCAGUAGAGAAACGGUUGGCAGCAAUUUCUCAGAAAUUUAAAAUCCCAGUUGAGUUUCAUGGAAUCCCAGUUUUUGCUCAAGAUGUUACAAGGGAUAUCCUCAAUGUAAGGCCUGGGGAGGCUCUGGCUGUAAACUUCCCUCUGCAGCUCCACCAAAUCCCAGAUGAGAGUGUUGAAGUGAGUAAUCCGAGGGAUGCGCUUCUGAGAAUGGUGAAGUCACUUUCUCCAAAGGUUGUCACUUUGGUGGAGCAAGAAUCAAACACAAACACAGCCCCUUUCUUCCAUAGGUUUGUAGAAGCUCUAGAAUACUACUUGGCGUUGUUUGAGUCCAUUGAUGUCACCAUGCCAAGAGACAACAAGGAUCGGAUAAAUGUGGAGCAGCAUUGUGUGGCCAGGGAUAUUGUGAAUGUCAUUGCUUGCGAGGGGAAGGAAAGGGUGGAGCGCCACGAACUGUUUGGCAAAUGGAAAUCUAGAUUGACAAUGGCGGGGUUCCGCCAAUACCCUUUGAGCUCUUAUGUCAACAGUGUGAUAAAGAGCCUGCUGAGGUGUUAUUCAGAACAUUAUAUGCUUGUGGAGAAGGAUGAGGCCUUGCUGUUGGGCUGGAGGGACAGGAACCUGAUCUCGGCUUCUGCCUGGCAAUGAUAAAUUGAUCAGGUAGCCACAGAAAUAAGCACUUCUGUAAUGUAUUGACAUUGCCACAUGCUGCAGAAGUACUUGAUCAUAAGCUGUAACAUCAGCCAAUGGAGGAUGCAUUGAAUAAUUUUGUGUGUCAUGGAAUUGAUAUGUUUGUAGGGAUAAAUUGGAUUCUUCUGGAAUUGUUGGUAUAUCAAAGCAAAUUUUGAUGUUGCUUUAAGGCCUUCUUUCUCAGUUAUUGCUGCUGUGAUCAGUGAUUCUUCUGUAAGGGUACUGAUAGCAGCAGCCUCUACCUCUAAGUUAAAUUCUAGUUAACAACAAAGGAGAAGCUUAUAAGGCAGCUUUUUUAGCAAUUGAGUUAGCCUCCUCAUGAGUUGGAUUCAAGCCUCUAAUUCUAGAAGGGGAUUCUCUUAUAACAAUUAUGCCUAUUAAUGGCCUUCAACAAUCUUGGAAUGGAGAAUUGAGCCAAUUAUAAGGGGGCGAAAAGGCGGUUAUUAGCGGUUAGGAUUCUCUUGUAUUGCAUUUUUACAUUAUAGAAACUAAGGGUGAAAAGGCAGGCGAUUAUUAAUCACCCGCUAAAUACUAAUCGUACUAACCGCUAAUCGCUUUUGAAGGCGGUUAGGAAAAACUGUUAACCGCCUAUAUACCUAUAUAUGAA